GACGCGAAUCGCGAUGCUGCCGGAUCGUUUUUCACAUGAUAUAACUCUACACCAUAUAGUAACGCGGGGUAGGCGUCGCGCUUUUCACCUGAAAGCUCUAUAACACUAGCCUACUAAAUCAAUAUUCUUUCAUCAACAUGUCUUUCUCCUUCAAAGGUCACACUGUCGUAGUCACUGGUGCAGGCGGAGGUCUUGGGAAGACAUACUCACUGUUGUUCGCGUCCCGGGGCGCAAACGUGGUCGUAAAUGACUUUAACGGUGCAGCGGCUCAGAAGGUCGUUGAUCAAAUUGUCCAAGCGGGCGGAAAGGCUGUUGUCAACACGUCGUCAGUAACUGACGGAAACGCAGUGAUCAAAAGUGCUCUCGAUGCAUUCAGUGGCGUCACGAUUCUAAUAAAUAAUGCUGGUAUUCUUCGGGACAAAGGGUUCAAGAACAUGACAGACCAAGAGUGGGACCAAAUCACAGAAGUACAUCUGAAAGGUGCAUUUGCUUGUACAAAGGCUGCAUGGCCGAUAUUCAGGAAACAAAAAUUUGGUCGUAUCAUCAACACUGCUAGUGCAGCGGGGUUGUAUGGCAACUUCGGUCAGGCAAAUUACAGUGCCGCCAAGAUGGGGUUGAUCGGUUUCACGAAAACUCUGGCUUUUGAAGGCUCAAAGUACAAUAUUAAGUCGGUGGCCAUUGCUCCAAUGGCAGCCUCAGCCAUGACUGAAACCGUUAUGCCUCCAGAAAUGCUUGCUAAUCUAAAGCCGGAAUUUGUCGCCCCAUUCGUUGCUGCAGUCUGUCAUCCCGAUGGGCCGGAUGCAUCAGGAAGAAUAUUUGAAGUUGGUGCCGGUUUUAUCGCGGAAGUGCGAUGGGAACAGAGCAAAGGUGCCGUGUUCAAAACUGAUGCAACCUUUACUCCUUCAGCAGUCAAAGCGAAAUGGUCCGAAAUCACUGACUUCAGCCAACCAAAAUACCUCAAGUCAAUCGCCGAUAUUGACAUGAAGAAAACCCGCGAAGCUGCUCUCAAAGCACCAUCUAACCCUCAAUCAUCACCCGAAGUCCGUUUUGAUGGCAAAACGGUAAUUGUGACUGGGGCAGGCGCAGGUCUCGGCCGUGUUUAUGCCCUCAUGUACUCCAAGCUCGGAGCUAACGUCGUUGUCAAUGAUGUCAGCGAGAAGGGCGCAAAGUCGGUGGUGGAUGAGAUUGUGAAAGCUGGCGGGAAAGCUACCACUGCUGUUUGUUCAGCCGAAGAUGGGGAGACUAUCGUCAAAGCUGCCUUGGAUAACUUUGGUGGUGUUCACGUCUUAGUUGCUAACGCCGGAAUCUUACGGGACAAAUCGUUCACGGCCAUGUCUGAACAAGAAUGGGAUAUAGUUCUGGCUGUUCACUUGCGAGGAACAUAUAAGUGUGCCAAAGCGGUAUGGCCAGUGUUCCAGAAGCAGAAGUACGGUCGCAUCCUCACUACUUGCUCUCCUACUGGUGUCUAUGGUAACUUUGGUCAAGCAAAUUAUGCGGCUGCUAAAGCGGGCAUCACUGGGCUAACAAGAACCCUUGCUAUCGAAGGCCAGAAAUAUAACAUUCUUGCCAAUGUGAUUGCCCCGACAGCUGGGACCGCAAUGACAGAGACCGUGUGGCCAGAAGAAAUGUUAAAAGCGUUCACCCCUGCCCAUAUCGCCCCUCUAGUUGGGUAUCUGACGAGUGCAGAUAAUGAUGACGUUUCAGGGUGUCUGUUCGAACUUUCCGGAGGCUGGGUCGCUCAAACUCGUUGGCAGCGCAGUGGUGGCUAUGGGUUCCCAACAGUGAAGCCAUAUACACCUGAGGAUGUCGUCGAGAAAUGGAAAGAAAUUACGACCUUUGAUGAACGUGCUACGCAUCCCAGUUCUACUUCAGAAGCCUUGCAACAGAUUGUGGAGAAUUUCGAAAACAAGGGUGAUCAGGUGAAAGCCAAACUUUAGAUACAUAGCUUCUCGGGCGUAGUGUAUCAUACUGUAAGAAGUGUUUUGACUCAGGAUGGACGGCCCAGGGCAUGAGGAA
Messenger RNA from Lentinula edodes (shiitake mushroom), 2016 nucleotides. RefSeq names its product peroxisomal hydratase-dehydrogenase-epimerase. Gene Ontology annotation, molecular function: oxidoreductase activity. NCBI's taxonomy places the organism in Eukaryota, Fungi, Basidiomycota, Agaricomycetes, Agaricales, Omphalotaceae. The record is from RefSeq and is a predicted model, not a curated record. The transcript has 20 exons. The coding region runs from base 138 to 1937 and encodes 599 amino acids.